Liolophura sinensis is the source of this 7504-nucleotide messenger RNA. RefSeq lists its product as uncharacterized. Gene Ontology annotation, biological process: small GTPase-mediated signal transduction. Gene Ontology annotation, molecular function: phosphatidylinositol binding; GTPase activator activity; protein binding. The record is from RefSeq and is a predicted model, not a curated record. NCBI's taxonomy places the organism in Eukaryota, Metazoa, Mollusca, Polyplacophora, Chitonida, Chitonidae. The coding region runs from base 524 to 7501 and encodes 2325 amino acids. The transcript has 20 exons.
UCUCACACCACCAGUAUACUUGUACACAGUCUCUGAUCAGACAGCUGGCUAGUCCCUCACCUCCCUGACAUCUCACACUUCGCAGGAGACAGACUGUUUACAGCUUCUACAAUCACAAGCAUAGUUUGAGAUGAUGUGGCAUAAGGAAUUCCAUCUUACCGUUUUUCUGCUGGAAUUUGGUGAUUGGAGGAUCCAUUAUCGCUCCUGAGAAAGGCAUUAUGCAGUUUAUUCAUGAGGAGGGCCAUCACUACGAUUGUGCCGUUAUCUAUCUGUUCCAUGCCUGUGUUUUGUGAACAGCUGUGAGGAAGUACCCACCUCAUAGCUAUCAAUUUUGGCCAUCCUUGUUUUAAUAGCUGUGCUGUAAUCGUUGGUGUAGGCAGUGUGACCCAGAAAUGGCAGUAGGAGGCAGUGUGGUGGUGUUCAUAAGUUGUGACCACUCUGUCUGAUCCCCUCCCUUGGCCUGGCUAGCAAGUCCCUGGCUUACUAACCCACCCCCUGAGCCUCAGGGAUGUAAGGUUGUAGGAUGAAGGAGAGGAAGACGCCAGUGUUUAUGUCCAAACCCUGCCCCUCCUCUGCCAGGUUACUCUACCAUAAACAGAAAUCGUUGGAUCAGCUAGACUCUGAACUCCUCAGCAGAUUUGUCACUCAUAUCAGCAGGAGCACGAGGGCAGACAGUGAAGAUGACCUACGGCACAGGAAGUCAGCUGCAGGCUCCACCAAGUGCGACCUUGGCUCAAGCCAAGGAUUCUCCAAGCAUGGCAUCCUGCCCAUAUAUGACAGUACAGACAGCCUGGAUUCUCGACACAGCUUUACCACCAUGAGGCUGCGCCACAGAUCCAGCCUGUUUGAUGGAACCACUCGAUUUCCCAAGCUCGCAGAGUGCGCUCACUUUCAUUAUGACUAUGUGGAGCUGCCUUCAGUUAAGGUGUGUAUUGGAGGAGAGCUGGAUGAGAAUUACCGCCACAACGAGGAGGAGGGAGCGAAGGGGCCUGCGGACCAGUACUUUACGUUACGUGUGGCGUCAGGACACCGCAUCUGGAACAUACGCCGCACCUAUGACAACUUCCGUCAGCUCGACAGACAGCUCCACAAGUGUAUCUACGAUCGCAAGUUUUCACAUUUGCCAGAGCUGCAACGGGAAUGGGGCCAGACCCAGAACAACAGGGAGUUUCUCCAUGGGCUGUUGUCACAGUACCUGGAACGAUUAUCCUCUAUUGCUGGGUCUAUGAUCAACUGUGGACCAAUUCUCAACUGGUUUGAGUUGGAUAAUCGCGGUAACCAUUUACUAGCUGUUGACGACUCGGGCAUUAAUACUCCUGCAAUCGCAGCUGCACAUGCUGUCAAGCGCUACACUGCUCAAGCUGCUGAUGAAAUUUCUCUUGAGGUGGGGGACAUUGUGUCUGUGAUUGACAUGCCACCUCCUGAAGACACUAUAUGGUGGCGAGGAAAACGUGGAUUUGAGGUUGGAUUUUUCCCGAGCGAGUGCGUAGAAGUAAUAGGGGAUAAAGUACCUCAGUCAAUGGCCUCCCGUAUCCCGGACCCCCCACAGAAAGCUGUCUUACGCAAACAUGGGAAACUGAUCACUUUUUUUCGAACGUUCUUCUCAAAUCGUCCUUCUCGGAAUGAGCUGAAGCAGAGUGGCAUUGUGAAGGAGCGUGUCUUUAGCUGUGAUCUGGGAGAGCACCUACUGAACUCUGGUCAUGACGUUCCUCUGGUAUUGAAGUGUUGUACUGAUGUGAUAGAGAAUCAUGGUAUAGUAGAUGGCAUAUACAGACUCUCUGGGAUCGCUUCUAAUAUACAAAAACUCAGGCUUGCUUUUGAUGAGGACCGAGCUCCAGAUCUGACCUCAGAGACUUAUUUACAAGACAUUCACAGUAUUAGCUCAUUGCUCAAAAUGUACUUCCGGGAAUUGCCUAACCCACUCCUAACUUACCAGCUCUAUGACAAGUUUGCUGAGGCUGUCAAAGAUGAAGAUAACAAACUGUUGAAGAUUCACGAUGUUGUUCAGCAGUUACCUCCCCCUCAUUACAGGACAACUCAGUACCUGAUGCGGCACCUGGCCAGGGUGGCUGCACACGGUCACCUCACCGGCAUGCAUUCCAAAAAUCUGGCCAUUGUCUGGGCGCCAAAUCUACUCAGGUCUAAGGAGCUGGAGAUCGGGGGUGGGGCAGCGGCACUGCAGGGAGUUGGGAUACAGGCCGUGGUCACAGAGUUUCUCAUUUGUUAUGCUGAUCUCAUCUUUAGUGACAGAAUUCCUGCCUAUUCCUCUCCGGAUGCUAACCGGAGCCAGAAAAAGCCCCGCCCUAAGUCAUUAGCUAUUUCCACACCCACACGUCUGCUGAGUUUAGAAGAGGCCAGAGAGCGCGCCCUGACCACCACAUUGCACCCCCAGUCACAGAAGUUUAUUGAUGUUGGUGGAGGACCAGAGAAUCUACCCUCAAAAUACCAUACUGUGUUAGACCUUCCUGGGUACAAAAAAAAAGCCAAAGACACAAAAGAGCCUGUGAAACAGAAGAAAUCUCCAGUUGGAGGCUGGAAGUCGUUUUUCUCCAAAUCUCGCUCCUCAAGUCUCAAGGUGGGCAAAGGGAGGAAAUCCAGUGUCCCAGAUCCACUGACUUUAGGAGAACAGAAAGCCAUAACAGAGGAAGAUGUGCACAACUGGAAGAGGCGUAGGUUACGCACAGCAAAGAGCGUGGAGUCUCUCACCUCAAACAGGGGAUCACGAUUCUUCGAUUUUGGAUCAUUUGACAGCUCUAUGUCAGGCCCUGCCUCUCAGAACUUACCACGUAAGAGAAGCUCAAGCUCCAGCAGUAGAAGCCGCAGCCAGUCAUUGGACAGGAAUAUGUUUGGCUCCUCCUCCUCCAGGGAAACUGUCAAGGAGAUGGCCAUAGAUAUUGGACCAAUUCCAAAGACAGGCUCCCCAAAGGUCGGUGUAGACAAGGAAAACACCUCACCUGGGGAGUGCAAACUGGAAAAGAAAACUUCAUUUAUUCGUGGAGACUCUACCAGGCGAGCUGUGUUCCAUCGCAAGACAGCAUCAGCUCCUUCCAAUCAGCUGCAGCUAGAGGAUUCUCCCCCUCCUACAGAGGCAAAACGCUCCAGCCAGCAGUCUGCCGAGUCGUCCUCAGUGCGAAGGAAAAAAUCUGACAAAAACAAAGGACCGGUAGAGUCUCAUCUGGAGAUCUCUGUGCCUGUUGGGGAAGUGACAAUCACCCGUGAAAUGGCCGAUAAGUUUGUUCUCAGGGUGGACAGUAAGGAGAUAUUCAGGCCUCCUGACCAGGCUGAUAAACCUGUGGAGGGACGAGCUCCAACAAAGGGAGACAAAUCAGGGAAAGGUGGCAAAGGAAAGAAGAAAACAAAAGGAGAUAAGGGUUCUGCUGAUGCUGUGUGUACUGUGGAUCUGGCAGAGAGCCCAAGUGUGAGGAGGAAACAGAGUGAGGAAUCUCGAGAGACUGGUGUGAUGCGACGAAGUGAGCAGAGCAUGGAACUGGAGGAGGCAAAUAGGCUGCCACCAUCGUACUUUUCCCGUUAUCAUGACUAUGCUGAAAUUCUGGAGGACCAACAAGACACAGGAGUGAUGCAAGAGGCAAGGGUUUCGAAGGAACAUGAGCAAGGUGAACAAUACCCACCCGACACAAGGCAGGAGAAAGAACCUUCCGAGAAACAGCUUGAAGAUAUUUAUAAUGUGGCCGAAAGUGAACAUGUGUCUGAUGACAUGAACAAUUCUGUAGACAAAUUAAUGUCCGAUGUGGAAAAAUUUGAACAGUCAAUCCAUGAACGGCCAGUGGAAUAUUCUAACCCACGGAUGUCCAAGUCCCUGAGCAUUCCGUCUGAUAUUCAGCGGUCUCUGGACAAUGUAAAUCUGGACAGUCAAAGUGAUUUGAUGUCCUCUGUGACAAUCAGUGAACUGUCACGCUCAGUUGACAGCUUUAACCUGGGCCUUAGUGACACAGAGGGAGAGGGCUCUCUGUGGAGGAGCACCUCCCUGGGUGGGGACCAGGAGUCUCCUUUGGGCAGAACUUUGAGGGAAAUUAAUGCCCAGAUUGACAAGGCGUUUCAGGCUGACCCAAGCACACCUAAUGAACAGUUGUACAUGUAUCCUGUGGACGAGAACCUAUGUUUUACCAUCCCAGACGUGCCAACGCUGGACACAACCACAAUGUUAGAACAGCCCUUGUAUGCAGAGUACGAUGAUGAAGACACAGCAACUCCAACCAAUGAAACUCACUUUGAAUUUGAUAAUGUACCACGGUCAUCAUAUUCCACAGUAGACCAGGCAACUGUCAGCUUAGCACAGCCACCUGCUCCACAAUACACCUCUGUGGAGUCACUGUCACGUCGUAGUCCUGCCCAUUCUCCCACUCUCCACCACAAAGAGGGCCGUCUGGGGGCUCAGGAUUACCGUGAGUCUACGGUAAAGGGCCCCACUGCAGCAGUAGGCCAUACAGAGGGUAUGACCCUUUCUGUGCCAGGGGUCAGCCUGAGCUAUGAUGUAGUUCAGGUUCCUUCUGCUGACAUCACAGAUGUAGUUCAGGCUCCUUCUGCUGACAUCACACAUGUAGUUCAGGCUCCUUGUGCCGACAUCACUGAUAUAGUUGAGGCUUCUGCUGACACUACAGAACAAGAUAAAUCCCAAGUCAGCUCGCUGGAAAGUGCUAAACGUCAGCUGGACGCAGACUUUGGAGAGAUCCACUCACGAAUGCGCGAAAGUCAAUUAACGGAGGGCGAGUAUGUGCAGCUAGAGGAUGAGGAUUAUGUCAGGUUGCAACAGGAUGCCCAAUUCAGUGGGGUGGACACUCAGACAGCUAGUCAGUCUGGUCAGGCAGUACCCAAAAGAGGGCUCACAAAGGCUGAUCAGUCUUCCUCCAGGCAGGCAGGUGACAGAAAACUGCCUCCUCAGCAACAGCACAAGGAUGGCUCACCUAGUGCAGAAUUUUCACUACCUCUUUCUGUGUCAGACGAGAAGUUCUGGCAGAACACAGAAUUCCCAGGGUUGUCUCCCCUUUCGGAUGUUAUUGAUGCAUACUGUUGUAAUUUAAAAACUGAAGGUAAAGCGUGUGAAAUUCAUGAAAAACGUCAGUCCUCUGGCUCUUCUGAUCAGACGAGUCCAGAAAGGUAUCCUGAGUUUGACACGCCUCUACGGAUUGAUGAAGAACCUGUUGUAGAGAGUUCCUCUUUGAAGGAAAGUGGGGUAGAAUCGGGAAGAGAUUCAAGGACACAUUCUCCUCCCCUGGUGCACAUCCAGCUUCCAAGGGAGGUAUCUCCUGUGGCUGAGUUACAUCAGGAGGAAGAGGAAGAAAAUGUAGGGGAUGUGCAAGUGUCGUACCAGAUAGACUUUCGUAAGUCUGGGGGUUUUGAUAUCCUCACUGAUGAGGAAAGUGCCCCUGGGUAUCAAGAGAUAAGCACCGAGUGUUAUAUAGCAACAUCCCCAGAGGUGACUGUGUCAGGUCCCCCCUCUCCCUCGCAGACCGACUCCUCACGCCAAAUGUCCACCAGUCACAGUGAGGUUGUUGAAGAACGGAAACGAAUACAAAAGCGGGAAAAGAGUAAUGAGAGUGUAGUGCAAUCUGACUCCUCAGCAGAUGGCCUGUCUCCAGAGGAGUGGUACUCCAAGAUGUUACAGCACAGUCUGGGUCAGUCCUCAGAGUCAAGUGUUGAAGGCCUUGAGGCCAUAUGGGCAGCUCAGCAUGACAGCUCCCCAACAGGCUCCAGCAGUGGUUCCAGCAAACGCCCCUACGACACCAUGGUAGAGGAGCAGAAGUAUGUGGACAGUCUGGUGGCUCAGCGUGCCUUCGGAUUCCCAGCUGCUGCCGAGGUGGUCACCUCCCCUGUUAAGAAGCUGAAAGAUGGCAGCCAUGAAGAGGUGAGGGAGAUUGUCAUUGAGGAACCUCAACCAUCUUCCGGUCAGCAGCAGGCUGGGUGUGUAGUGUGUCCUGAGCCUCCGGUUCACAGAUCUCCAGAACACCAUUCCAGGGUCGCCAGCAACACCCAGAGCAGCCAGGUGGCUCCCCCGAAACAUGACGAGCUAAUCGCAGUGAGACAGAAGGUCACCAAGACCAAGACCAGUAAGCCUGUGGAAAAGCCCAGUCGAGACAUGGGAUCCUCUGAGAUCAUCUCUGUUCAUGAAGUCACAUCUGAUCUGGGAAAUGCCAAGCUGAUUGUUGAGCGCAGAGCCAUUGACAAGAAAAGAGUACAAACUGUUCAUGCAACAAAGGUGGAACAGCCAUUGAAGCAACACGCAGAAUCACUGGACAGUUUGAGUAACAUUGGCAUUGGGCAGAGCGAGUUAAAAAUAUCCAAGAGCCAUGAAUAUCUGAUGGAACGCCGUGACCACACAGAUGUGUCCCCACGAAUGACUACUUCUGCAUGUGAGCUGCCGACAGGGGUGACAGAGCAAAACUCACCUGACACCAUGUCCACCUCACUCACCUCCUCUACGGACACCUUUGUCUCUGGAAACUCUGACUCAGACUUCACAGAUUUCUACAUGGACCACCAUGGUGGUGCCCUGUCCAUGACAGGUUCAGGCUAUCUGGUCCAGUCCACCCCUGAGGAUGCAUUUGCUGUUCAGAAAGCAGCUUCACUGCCCAAUGUUGGAAGCUGGUCUCCCCCUGUGGACUCCGACACCCUACCUCUGCAGAGGGGGGCACUCAGCAGCUCUCGCUCAGGCAAGCUAAAGAGUCUCAAAGAACUUUUUGAGCCCAGUUCCGCUGAGAAUGCCACAGCCAGUCUGCGUCAGGGUGCCGAUGGUGUGCACUCGAGCCCUCACCCGACAUACACUGACCAGGGUGUGGAGUAUCAGUGGGCGCGUCACGCACGAGGACAGUCACCAAGAAGUGUUACCUUUAAAGACGACCCGCUCCCACCUGAAUCAGACCCGGUCAAGUGGCAGGUGUCAGCUCUGUACCAGAGGCAUGACCAGAACUAUCCUCCUGAGAAGUCACAAGCUGUCAGACAAAAGUGGCAGAACUCAGAGGCAAACAGUUCGGGACAUGUGGAACAUGGGGCAGAAUUCCCUAAAGCCCGUGUCAGGAUUGUGGAUCCACCCAAGUCCCCAUCAGGCAAACCUCCUGCCCACAGGAACCCUAACAUUCGGACGAGAACCCACAGCGACUCAGCGUUAGAGGAAUCUGGGCUUGCAGAGGACGAAGUGAGUGGGGACUACGGCGGGGACAUGAGCACUGGUAGCUUAGACCGUGACCAGUGUAAGAAAUCUAACCUUCAGAGGAAAGGAAGUAUACGCGAGUUAGUAGCAGUGUUUGAGAACAAAGGAGAUGUAACUGCUGAGACACGUUCAAACAGUCGCGGAUCCCUUCCCACUGACUUGUCCACAAGUAGGGAAAGUUUGGAUCGUGUGUUAAGUGGAGCUAAGUCGGGGGAUGUUCGGACUGCCUCAAGUGACCCCCAGCGGGGGAGAUCCCCAGCUCCCACAGACUCUGCCUCUGUCAGGCAUCAGUCUGUACGACUCGGACCCAAACCAUUUUACGGCAGCAAGUCUUAGCGC